Molecule: messenger RNA, 4317 nt
Organism: Strongylocentrotus purpuratus (purple sea urchin)
Lineage: Eukaryota; Metazoa; Echinodermata; Echinoidea; Camarodonta; Strongylocentrotidae
Exons: 4
Coding region: 1337-2335 (332 amino acids)
Source: RefSeq, a predicted model, not a curated record
UAUGUGAAGGCAACACGCAUCCUCCAAGCUCUUAGGGAAAUUGUCCUCUGGAAUGAAACUAGAAGUUGUUGCGUGAUAGCAUCGUAUAUAUCAGAGGGAACGGAAGAUUGCAAUUAGAAUGCGAGGUAACGCGUCUGGAGUUACGAGCACCACCGUUUGCAUUCUUGAUAGAGAGCAUUAUUGGCGAUGAGUAUCAUGCCCUGUGACGCAGAGUCACGUACCAGCAUCAGGGUUUGUUUGGAGGGCACUAAGAGUAUAUAUACUUUGAAGACAGUGUAAACCUGUCAGGCAGAACUGGCAAGGCAGAGAGGGUAGCGAGGGAAGAGCGAUCGCCGUGGAUGGGGACGACUUGUUUCCUGAGAAAAAGGAAGGGAAGGAAAUAGAGAGAAGAAGUAGGAGAUGGUGACCUCUUUAGCUAGAAUCUACAAGCACAGCUUCAAGCACUUUCACAUUCUUUUUCUGCCUGGAAGACAAUUACUUCAUGUGUGAGAAUUUGUUGUUGUUGUUGCCAAGACAGCAUAGAUUUGUGUGAGCGGUUGCCAUAGCAACAUUCUUCAAAGACUGUCUCUCAGCCAAGUGGAAACCAACGAGGAAAUUGCUUGACAGAGAUGCGAUAGACAAAAGAUGAUAUUUUGGAGGCACUGAAGAGAUUAAAGAAUCAAAAGAAGGAAUUAGUCAGUUGGAUUAGUAGCAGAAAGUGAACAACUGAUGUGUAUCUUCAGAUAUAAUAACAAUCUUAAGAUAGAUUACUUGACAUAAAUUUGUAUGUAUUAGCAUGUUUCCAUGUCUAUGAAAGCAAGCAUUGAAAAAAAACUUUGUUGAAUUAUGAGCUAGUGGUGAUCCGGACUAACAUGAUUGUAAUAUGACACAAGCAUCAUCAUCCCAAGCGAAGACUUCAUUGAGCACUAAAUGUUGCUGUCUUCACACAUCUUAAUAGUGUGCCGAGUUUCAACAAUUGAAGCCAAUAUACACCAUCACUCUCCCAGAUACCUAGCGUGAAUCUCAGCGGGCAGUGUGCGACCCCUGGACACACACGCAUCUCCGGCGAGAGCGUUCAACGGCAGACUUGUCGGAUGAAGCCUCGGUUGCCGUCAACGACGCUCAUCUUUCACCCGCGAACCCCGAGGGCGAGACGGUUGACAUGUGAUAUGCUGAGAGCCGGGACACACGACGCCCUGUGAACUUGACUUCAAUACGAUGCGUGAACCUUGUCCUUAUCGACUAGCCUUUCAUUUCCUCUGUUGAUAUCUAUUGGUUGGAUAUAAAGACAUUUUAUCACUGCCCUGUAGCGGAUAAGAUUCCAGGCCUCAGACACCUUUGCCUUGCCGAGAAGAAAAUGACAUCAACGUCAAGAAUGUCUACCGUUCCCAUGGAAACGACAUUAUCUGCUGAAUCAGUUGUCUACACUCCUAUGACGGAGAAGACGACAGCUGCUGGAGGGGCCGCUAACGAUCAUGGAAAAAAUAAUUCCCAUUCAGACCCGACUGCCAUCUCAGUCGCAGCAUCAGCAGCCAGCUUAAUUCUGGUCUUGGUAGCCAUUGUCAUCUGGUACUUUCUGGUCAGAAAACAAUUGCUUUCAAAAACCAAAAGCCACCAGCGACUUGGGAGCCACAAAAGCCAUCGUAGCAACCAGGGAAGCCGACAAAGCAGUUUCCAAGAUGGUCACCAUGACAAUGUAUCGUCGCAUAAAAACCACCAUGGAAGCAAGCACUCGCCCAAAUCCCACAGAUCCAGCAACUCCCCAAAAUCACAUCACCGUCAUUCGGGUUGCCAUGACAACAAGGAGGUCUGCACAUGCCGCAAGUCGUACGACUCUCCCCUGGCGAUUCGGCGAUCGCCCAAGGGCAACACGGUGACGGAAUGCACAGGGAAUUCGCCAUACUGUCCGCAUACCACGCGGUUCCAGCAUCCCAACCACCGUAAAGGAACGAGGGACUCGGUGCAUUCAGAGCUGAGUGAUGCGGGCUGUACUGCUCCGGUGGAAGCCAUCUGCACCUGUGACUUACCGCAGGGUCAUACAAAGGUCAUAACGGGGGCAGACUUUACCGUGGUAGAGCUGGAGGCUCAUAAUAAGAGACACAUGCCUCCGGGGGAGCCGAUACAUAACGGUCACCUCCCCUGCACGGAGAUGAAAGACAUACCUUCAACAAGUGCAACACCCCAUCAACCUGAAUCUGGCCCCCAAUGCACUUGCCCUCAUCCGCAUCCCCCUCCUCCGCUCCCGGUAGCCCCAGUACCAGAUAGCCCUCACACCGGGGCGAGUCAUCGGAAGGUCGCGAAUGCCAAGAGCGAUCCAGGGGUCAUAGGUCAAAAGGGCAAUGGAGAGAUGGUCUGAUCACAGAAUUGCAACUGGAAUUGCAAGGAAUAAUAAUUGAUUGAUUUAUAGAUGUACUUCAGUGUAACUAAAUGAUCAAUAUUUUUACUAUGCCUGUAUAUCAUUGAAGCAUUCCAAUGCAUGUAUCUUUCUACAUGCAUACGUAUAUACAUGUACAUGUCACAUGUGACAAACAUAACUUUCUCACACAAAUUCAUUUUUUGAGUAAAGACCUUCUCUGUUUUUGUUAUGCUUUUUUUAAGCUCCUAUGACAUUAAUGAUGUACAGCUAAGAUAUUAUAAAACAUGAAUAUCAAUAUUCUUGGUAAAACUAGAUCCAUUUUUCUGAAAAUGUUUGGCAAACUCACUAUGAUUAAAAAUAGAGGAAUCAAAUUCUUCGCCAUCGACAAAUGAUCCUCAUAUCAUCCUCUUCUCAUAAUAAUAAUAACUCAUCUUGUCAUCGGAUUCAGGCUUACCCGCACACAAUGUAUGCACAUUCUCCACUCCCUGGGGAGCAUACUUACAAUUUAUUCUUCUAUAAUAUGUGAAAUGGAAUAAGAAAGUUUAAAUUUGUUAUUUCACAUGUGAUAUGGCAUUCUCUGGGAAAUCUUAUACAUAUGUUUUCAAUUCUUGUCAUAAUCAUUAUAAGAUUUCAAAAAAGUGCAAUAUAAAUAGUGAAUUGUAGAGCAAUCACAAGUGUGCAGUAUUUUAUAUUCAUAUCUCAUUCUUCACUUUCCUAGAAUAUAGAAAAGGUGGAAUGUAUGAUUUCUAUUUUGAAAAUGUUCAGUUAUUUCAAGAUUUAUUGUUUCUACUCUAUUUCUUAUCCAUUUCAUGUCAAAAAUUAUUUUCAUUGACAUUGGACUGUGAAGGUAUUGAAUUUUGCUUAUGAAUAAGUGGGUUAAUUUGAAAGUGGUUAUUAAAUGAUUAUUUCUUCUUCUUCUUCAUCUUUUUUUGUUAAUCUUCAAAGGGCUAUGCAACCUGUCUUGAAGAUUUGUAUUUAGAUUACCAGUUGUGAAUGCAGCCACACUAAACAGGUUUACAAGCCACUCUUUGCAAGAAAUGUUCAGUAUUAACGUUUCAUAAAAUGUUUCCAGAUGAGGAAUAUUGGCCUCUGUUGAGAAGAAUAUGUUGAUUGGUAGUUUUCAAAUGAAGAUUUCAAUAAGCGAUAUCAAAGACCGCAGGACUCUGACUUUAAAGCUGAGAAAAAUUGGAAUGUAGGAAUAAGAUGAUAGCAAAUAAUUGGAGAUUUGCAGCAUGUGUGAAACAUGGAAAUUAUUGAUUUUCUUGAAGAUGAAAAUGAGCAUGUUUUGGAAUAAGGUAGCCAUUAUUUCUAUAUAAGGUUAUGUCACUGAACAAGGACAACUAAAGAAGAGGCAUGUAAACGAUGUUAGUCUUUAAGUGUUUGAAAAAUGCUUCAUUUUCAUGUUUGUCUUUAUGUUCCUAAAACUUACUCUGUUUCAUUUGGCUUGCAGUUCACAAAAUCAAUUCAUAUUUGUAGAUUUACAUGUGUGCAUACUUGAUGAGCCCUUAAUCUGGAUUGUUUUUCUUUGGUAAGUGUUCAACUAUAUUUUUGUUCGGUUUGACGUGAAGUGUUUAUGGAGAUAGUGCCUUUAAACAGAACAUUCACUCAAAUAUUUCCUUUUUGUAUGUUGUUUACAUGGUUUUGAACAAAGCUAAUGAUUUUGCAGGAAAAUCCCUUCAGAGAUUGUACUCCGUUUCUCUGAGCCUCAAAAAGAGUUUCUUUACUUUCAGUGGUUCACUAUCAUAGCAUAGAUGAGGUCAUAUCUAUUGUCUUUUUUUGCAACACUGAAUAUUUUGUAAAAACUGCUGACAUUGUUAAUAAAUAGUCAAUUCUAAAAUUGUGUACUGUUGCUGUAUUUUACAUGCAAAAGAGGUUUAUUCAUAGGCCACCGGAUGUAAUGAUUCUUAGUAAUACAUUUGAGAACAUCUAUUGCUUAGGUAAAUCAGGGUUCAUUCACAGCUGACUAUAACUGGUACCAUGCA